UCUAGAUGGUAAUCAUUGAGCGUUUCCGUGGUUGUGCUUUAAGGGAGGUUUAAUUAGCACAAGAUAAGUAAAAUAUAUUUAACAUCACUUUAAUAAGAGAUUUGAAAACCUGAGAAGAUGAGUGCUUCUAAAAUCAUCAUGUGGAUUAAACAGCCUGUCUUCAGUCUUACAGUCUUACACAUGCUGGAAGGUUCCCCAACAGAGGCUUCAUGUGGACAAAAUACCUCUUGUGAUAUUAUUAAUCCUUUGGUGAUUGGAAUAAUCUUUUUUCUGGCUGCCAUGGUUAUCUUUCUCCUAAUAUUACUGUAUAGAGAAUUGAGUGCAAGACAUGACAUGAGAGUUACUGAGAACAGGGAAUCAACCCCUUUGAGUCAAAACUGUGCAUUAAACGUUCGCCCUCCUUCAGUCAACGGUGCAUAUGACUCAUCCUCAACCAGUUCUGAAAGUCCUGAAGGCUCUCUGGCAGACAUUUCCAGUAGCUCUCAACGGUAUACUAGUCUCCACUACCGUUGCAAGGAUAUGGAUUACAUCAAUAUUUCAGAGGGAACAUUGGACUUAAACAAUAAAAAAUCAUGCGACAUAGACUACGAGAAUGUCACUGAACCCCAGAAAAAGAUCACAGAGAAAGAUCAGAAAAACAGCGAUGAUGGCAAUGCAAGCGAUAGCAGUGACACAAGCGUUGAAUCUGCAGUCCAUUACACCAAGGUUGUUUUUCCUAAAGCAGAUAAAUGAAGGAUGUAAGUACAGAAGUCAUGCGGAGAUUAUGGUCCCACAGCAUCUCAUUUGGUUUUGUUCAGCAAUUUGUUAUAAAAUCAUGCAUGUGUAGAAUUUUAUAGGCCCUAAUAUUUUUCUUCUUAUACCAAUAAAAAAAUGUUUUAAAAUGUUGCUUGAGGGAAAACAUUAAUAAGACUUUAUUUUUUUAAGCAAAACCCCUUUGCUUUUUGUGUUUUUGCUUUGUUAUGUUAACAAAAUGGAUGGGGGGCAUCUAUUCCAGUGCUUUUUCAGGUGCACAUUUCAAAAUAUGUUCAGAAAACACCACAUCCUGUCAGGAAGGAACAACCAGACAUACAUCUGUGAAAGGCCAACAGUAAUAAAUAACAGCUUUACUGUACAUGUGCAGUUAUCAUUUACUGCACUCUAAUAAUAAACAUGCAU
Triplophysa rosa is the source of this 1155-nucleotide messenger RNA. RefSeq lists its product as uncharacterized. The transcript is spliced from 6 exons. The record is from RefSeq and is a predicted model, not a curated record. Lineage: Eukaryota; Metazoa; Chordata; Actinopteri; Cypriniformes; Nemacheilidae. Bases 118 to 732 code for a protein of 204 amino acids.